CAGUGAAGCGAUCACCUGUUGGGUGUGUGCGUUUGAAAAUCUGUGACCGUCAGACUAGGGAAUAGGAAGAAAGAGAAACUGCGUGCAAGAUAAACCAAUGCGAAGCCUUUCCAUUGACCCUCGGUCUGCUCGUUGUGAGCUGUUGCGUGCAUUAUACUAAGUAAGAAUGGCGGAGACGGCAGUCCGGCCUCGUCCGGCGUUCUCCACCUACUUUACACGUCACGACACCGGUGGAGACGAUGAGCUGCUGGCAGCGGAGCGAGCCAGGUCGGCAAAGAGGAAUCGCCUUCCUUCACUGAGCGGCCGACAUGACUAUCACUCUUUCCAGGCCAUGAAGGAGGACCCAACUGUGGCCACGCAGUUCAAAAGACCUCCGUCGGCCAUGCCACAUCGACAGGAUCAUCCGUUGGUGGACACUAUCUCUGGCGUAACAGCCAUUGGUGCUGACUAUGGUGCACCUCCCAUUGAUCUACCGACCAACAAGGCACGGCCACUGUCGGCACGGGCCACGGAAGACUACGACUUCUCCAGUUCGGUGGAGCAGCGCGGGGGUGCCUAUGGAGGCGAAGACACACUGACACCAUUGAACCUAACUGAGCAAAGUGAUGCCGGAGCUGACGGGCGAAGACUGCCUAGCGCUGCCAUGCGACGAAGAGCUCGCUCAGCGGGCAGUCUACGUCUGGAGGAGAUGGCGAGACUGCCGGAUGGACGUGAUCGCCGGCAACGACCACCGAGUAGUGCUCGGAAUCGAGCCAUGUCCGCUAGGCUGACGUCAUCCAAGGCACAAGAGCGUAUCAAGAGAUGGGAGGAGAGCGACGACGAUGACGAUGAUUUUGCCGACGAUUCGUCACAAGUACCACCCCUACCCCUGGAUAGGUCACUAACGUUGCCACCGUCCAUACAGUCGCGCUCAACGCCAUCCUCGGCCAGACCAUACAGUUCAACCGGCAGAUCACAGCGGCGGAUCGAGGAGCUGAGUGAGAAAUACGUCUGGACGUCGAGCACGAAAAAAGCAAUGGGAGAUAUCAAAUGGGAGAAGAAGUUACCCAAAGUUCAAGAUGAGGUGCCCGACACAGUCAUUGAGCGAUUUGCAGAUCCAGUGUCGCAGCGCUAUCAACUGCAUCGAUAUGAAGAGAAACCGGAGAAGUGGCAGGUUGUUGAUCUGGCUUGGGACAGAGCACAGACACGAGAUCCACAUCUAUCAACACAUGCAACAAACUUUAUUAGUGCAGCUAACAGAAGUCAUCAGGUUCCCGGUUAUACUGGCUGUGUAGGCAAAGCAGGUGGUGAUGUGGACGUGCCGACCGAGAAGUUCCAACCCUUGUCUACAGUACGCACUGAAAUUCCAUGGAAGACAGACACGGCAAGGUGUGGUGAUAUACCUGGUUAUACCGGCUGCAAGUACUGGACAUCCAACUUUCCAGCUCAUCGUCAUAACAACCCACCUUGGCAUACUACAACAGCACGCGUGCAUAGGGUCAUCCCGAACGAGGAAGACAGCAGCCCAUUCAAUCGAACGGGAGUCUUGUCUCGUCUGGUCACUACCGUGCCACCACACAAUCCAUUCCUGAAGGAGCGCAACGAUGUGGAAUCCAAGCGGUUACUUGCCCAUGACACGACGAAGUCAGCGAGCUUCAAACACCAGCCAAACUGGGUGACUACAGGGCCUGCAGCUGAAGCUAAGCCUGGGUCGCUCAACUGGAUGAAUGCCAGUAGCAGAGCGGCCGAACCGCACAUGGUGGAGUACUCCGCCGAUAUGAACGAUUUCCUGUCCAGGGUUGCUCUUGAUGCUAAAACGGCGGCAUCAAAGAGCACCAGGCUUGACUGAGUAGGCUCGCUGCCCUGUACGUGUAUUGCUUGGUGCACUGCCUGACUUAGUCUAUGCUAGCUAGUGGUUCACAUGCUGCAGUACUGUCACAGUAUACCGGUCUUGUUGGCAUCGCGGUCUACUCUCACUAGCCUGUGCGGAUGCAUGACCACUGUAUGUCUAUCAAGCAAAGCAGGUGAUGCCGGCGUGCGUACACGGCGCCCUGCUUUCUCCCAGCACCGCGGUGACCUCCGUGGAAGUGUGAUCAAAGACAGUGCUGUUGCUGGACCAGCGCCACCAGAUGUUCUGGCGUCAAUCAGGGAGCAUCUCUAUGGAUUAGAUGUAUGCUCGAGUUGUGCUGCGGAGCCGUGUCUUCUCCGGACUCGCUAUCCAGCUCCAAUAAACUCAAAUGGCCUGACGUACAAUCCAUUAUGAUGACCGUAGCCACACAUCCAAGAUGGACUCGGAUACCACUGUAGCUCUUUGUGUUCCUCAGGACUUCAACAGCACACUUGAUGUACCGAAUGUAAAUGAAACAAUGUUCCCAUCCCCAUGCAAUCAUCUACUCCUGGCUAUGAUCCAGUCAUGAACAGCAAAAUCAAAUUGUGAUCACACCCAAGGAUAUCUAUUUUGAGUUAUCACCCCUCGUUGCAUUGUCGGACUACUGUCGGUGGACCUUAUAAGUUAUAACAGAUAUUUGGACAUGUCAAGCAGAUUAAAAAUCUUGUACGUGAAUGAUCAUUCAUGAUUGCUUCGAGCGGUCUGUGGUGUUCACAACAUUGACUGGAUGGAGUUGCCAGGAAAAAAGCAUCUAUUCGUUAAAUUCAGCAUA
Sycon ciliatum is the source of this 2639-nucleotide messenger RNA. RefSeq lists its product as uncharacterized. The coding region runs from base 167 to 1828 and encodes 553 amino acids. NCBI's taxonomy places the organism in Eukaryota, Metazoa, Porifera, Calcarea, Leucosolenida, Sycettidae. The transcript is spliced from 9 exons. The record is from RefSeq and is a predicted model, not a curated record.